AUGGCGGGCAAGAGCGGCGACGUGACCGACGAGGAAGACAUGGACGUCGACGUCGGCGCCCAGGCGCGUCUACAGAACGUGACGCUGGGCAUGAAGCAGCAGGCAGACGAACUGUUGCUGUCCAAACAGUUCGACAAGGCGCUGACGCUUUAUCGGGAGCUUCUCAUGCAUCUUACGCGCUCACAAGUGACGCUGCUACAGCAGAGGGACCUCGUGGUCUCCUGCCAUAUGAAUGCUCUAGCGGCGAUGAGUAAGGCUAAGCGGUGGAGCAGCGUCGUGAUGGAGGCGGCGGAGACGAUGAACGUGUUCUCAGAGCUCCAAGAAGCUCAGGGGGCGAAGAAUAUUCCGUCUGCGGAGCAGCACAGGGAGAACGCGAUACUUGCUCGAGCCUAUUACUUCCGAGGCUUUGCCUAUCUGAGGCUAGGAGCGUAUCAGCCUGCACAGCAGGACUUCCGUCGAGCUUUAGAGCUGAAUCCCGAUGACGAAACUAUCCAAAAUGACUACAAGGAGUUGCAGACGGCGUUGCAAGCGGAACAGAGAGUCAAACAGCUCUUAGCCACGUCGAUGAAGCUCUUCCAAGCUGGAAACUACAAAGCAGCGGUGGAAGCGUGUGUCAAUGCGUUAAGGGAGAGCCAGAUGCUUCAGAAGACGGAGCUCACGGGGCUAAUUCAUGGAAAUCUGGCUGCUAUCUACGUGAAGAUGAAGGACGACGCCAAAGCGAUUGAGCAUUAUAAGCGGACCAUGUUGCUGACUCGGUGUGGGGAUAAGCCCACGACUGCACAGAAUGAAAGGGUGUACGAUAUCCUGGACAGUCUGGCAGGAUGCUAUUCGCGCAAGCGGGACUACAGCUCAGCGUUGUCGGUGAUCGAUGACCAGAUUAAGCUGUUACCAUUGUGUCCAGAACGGAAAGAUCGCGAGGCAAUGAUGUAUCUGAACGGUGGUCGCAUUUGCUACACUAUGGGAAGGUACGCACAAGCAGAGGAACAGUUGGAAAAGGGACACAGUGUGGCGCUGAAUGCUUUAAAAACCCAGUUGGACAUUGCGUUAAAUUGCGCAUAUUGGCUAAGCAAGGCCUACACCAAGAACAACGAGGUUGAAAAGGCCAUGGAGACACUUGACGCAUCGAUUUUGGAAGCAGAGAAAGUGGCAAACGAUUUGACCAUUACGGACUUACUGGAAAAAAUGUUAUUGGCACGAUUGGACUUGUUGGACCCAGAAACGAAUGUCUGUGCUACUGAAAGUGACUUGUUCAAAGGCCAACAUCGGGAAUCCCAGCUUUGGCAAAGUCUGGAGUAUUUUGACGGAAAACGGCGGAUUUGUGGUCAUGUUCGGGCGGCAGAAGUGCUUUUUAACUUCCUGAAAGAAAAUGGAGGAGCUGGGGGCGAGGAAGGCCGUUCCAAGAUGCUGCGAGCUGUAGCUCUUACUGAUUGUGUCAAUAUUGGAAAACUGUCAAGUGCUGAUGCUACAGUUUUUAUGAAGCUGGCGCUGGCUAAAGUGGACAUGGCGGCUAAUCAGAGCUCAGCUGAUCGAGGAGAUGUAAAGGAUCUACUGGCGAGAUUGGUACGCGACCUGGAGGUUCCUGGUGGUGCAGACCCUUCUUGCCGGCUGCAGUUGCGAGGCACUGCACUACUCAAGCUGAUGGAUAUUUGCAUCGACGACGAGGAAGACGAUGAGGAAGUCCGAAACUAUCUCGAAGAAGCUGUUGAUGUACUUCACGAAGAAGACGAGACAGCAACAGCACAGCUUGUCGUGUUAUUACCGAAGAUCGGGCGAUGGAGAGCUGCUCGAGGCGAUCUUUCUGGCGCUGCAGAGGCUUUGGAGGAGAGUGUGGAGCUGCUCCGUCAUGCCUCAAAUAGUGACCGCUUGUAUGAGUCGCUUGUCGGGCUCUGUGUGCAAUAG
Phytophthora infestans T30-4 is the source of this 1899-nucleotide messenger RNA. RefSeq lists its product as uncharacterized. Lineage: Eukaryota; Oomycota; Peronosporomycetes; Peronosporales; Peronosporaceae. The record is from RefSeq and is a predicted model, not a curated record. Bases 1 to 1899 code for a protein of 632 amino acids. Gene Ontology annotation, molecular function: protein binding. The transcript has 2 exons.